UUGGUUCUGGUAGAACGCACCGUUUAGUGUUUGCGUCGUGAACACAGAGCGGUCUCCAAACUGAAGACAGAGAGAGAGAGAGAGAGGCAUGUUCGUCAAUGGCGAUUAAGCUCUCAGCAUCAGAAACCCCUCUCCAAAUGAAUGGCCAGAGUCUCCACGCGCCCACGCUUCCCAUUCCGAACCACCCUCCUCACGCGCCCCGUCACCAUCACCAUCGCCACCAACACUUCACCAUCUUCCUCAGCCCCGGAGCCAAAACCAAGACCUUCCUUCUUCUCCCCUUUGCACUUCCAAUCGCUUCUCCAUAACUCAUGCCGCAACGCUCGCCACCUCCUUCAAAUCCAAGCCCUCCUCGUCACUUCCACCCUCUUCCGCAACCCCUUCUUCGCCCGCACCCUUCUCAGCCGCGCCUCCCACUUAUGCCACGUCGCUUACACCCUCUUGAUCUUUCGCCACAUUAACUCCUCCGACACCUUCUGCGUCAACACAGUCAUCAACGCUUACUGUAACAGCCACCUUCCGCGCCAAGCUCUUGUUUUUUACUUUCGCUCUUUGAUGUCUGGCUUUUUUCCGAAUAGUUACACCUACGUGCCGCUUAUUGGUUCUUGUGCUAAAAUGGGGUGCAUUGAUUCUGGGCGAGAGUGCCAUGCCCAGGCCACUAAGAAUGGGGUUGACUCUGUUUUGCAGGUGCAGAACUCUUUGAUUCAUAUGUAUGCUUGUUGUGGGCGUGUUCAGGUUGCUAGGGUGUUGUUUGAUGGCAUGUUGAGUCGGGAUUUAGUUUCGUGGAACUCGAUCAUUGAUGGGUAUAUGGGGGUUGGUGAGUUGAGUGUUGCGCACCAACUGUUUGAUGAAAUGCCUGAGAGGAAUUUGGUUACUUGGAAUGUUAUGAUUAGUGGGUAUUUGAAGGGUAGGAACCCGGGUUAUGCGAUGAAGUUGUUUCGCGAAAUGGGGAGGUUGGGGUUGAGGGGUAAUGCUCGGACUAUGGUAUGUGUGGCUACGGCUUGUGGUCGGUCGGGGAGACUCAAGGAAGGAAGAUCGGUUCACGGGAGCGUUGUUAGGAUGCUUGUGAGGUCGAGUUUGAUUCUUGAUACGGCUUUGAUUGAUAUGUAUUGUAAGUGCAGGAGGGUGGAGGUGGCAAGGAGAGUGUUUGAGAGGAUGGGAGAAAGGAAUCUGGUUUCGUGGAAUGCGAUGAUCUUGGGGCACUGCAUUCGCGGGAGCCCCGAAGAUGGACUGAGUUUGUUUGAUGGAAUGGUUGGGGUGGGGAAAAUGAAAGGUGGAGUUGAGAGUGGUGAGAGUCCGAGGUUGCUCCCUGAUGAAGUAACCUUCAUUGGGGUCCUCUGUGCCUGUGCUAGGGCGGAGCUGUUGGCUGAGGGCAGGUCUCACUUCAAGCAAAUGACUGAUGUGUUUGGUGUGAAGCCAAAUUAUGGUCAUUUUUGGUGCAUGGCAAAUCUUCUUGCAAAUGUGGGGCUUGUUGGUGAGGCAGAAGAGUUUCUGCGGAGCAUGGCAAAGUUUGAUGAGGACACGUCGUGCGAGUCAUUGUUAUGGGCGAGUUUGCUUGGUUUAUGUCGUUUCAAGAGGGAUGUGUACUUGGGGGAACGGAUUGCGAAGCUUCUUGUUGACAUGGAUCCAAAGAACCCCACUUGUUACCAGUUUCUACUGAUCAUUUAUGCCGUGUCUGCUCAAUGGGAGAAUGUUUCUGGAGUGCAAAAACUGAUGAAGGAAAGAAAGUUAGGGGUAACACCUGGAAGCAGUCUUGUGGACUUGAAAAAUAUUGUUCACAACUUCAAAGUGUCAAAUAAAGGGCAAGAGGGAAUUGAAGCGGUAAACUUGAUGAUGGAUGAACUAGCUCAUAGGUUCAGGUUGCCAAGUUCUGAUUUAGGUUUGUCAUCAGCAGGCCAGAAAGAAAGCUAGAUUAUUAGCGAAGAUGAGGAUGGCAAAUAAUGCAAACCCUUGAACAAGUAGAGUAAGAAUUGAAUUCACAUUCUUUUUAUAAGCUGUCAGAUUUUUUGUCAGUCGAGAUAUCCACCCACUCAACAAACAUGUAGGAUCCCAACUUUAUAUAGAUGCAAAUGUGUCUUGGGGCAUGCAUACGGGUGCUUGCAGAAAUCCCAAUUUUGUAUUUAGGUUUUGGAUUUAUGAUUUAGCUUAUAGUCCUGUUUAAGUUUAGCAUCGCUUGUGCUAGACUCACUUUCUCUUCCCCCAUGGAUAUUUUUACCACCCUACUAUAGAAGGAUUGGUCGUAGAAAUGAUUAGUCCUCUUGUUAUUAAAUGGAUUACCCAGAGGAUGCUAGAAAUAUGAAUUUGUUGAAGUUUUGAAAAAUUAUGACAGAAACUGAUAUCAAGAUAUACAAAGUCGUCCCCA
This is a messenger RNA of Cajanus cajan (pigeon pea), 2362 nucleotides long. RefSeq names its product Pentatricopeptide repeat (PPR) superfamily protein. Gene Ontology annotation, molecular function: protein binding; RNA binding. The record is from RefSeq and is a predicted model, not a curated record. Lineage: Eukaryota; Viridiplantae; Streptophyta; Magnoliopsida; Fabales; Fabaceae. Gene Ontology annotation, biological process: RNA modification.